Lottia gigantea (owl limpet) is the source of this 3342-nucleotide messenger RNA. RefSeq lists its product as hypothetical. The transcript is spliced from 9 exons. Lineage: Eukaryota; Metazoa; Mollusca; Gastropoda; Lottiidae. The record is from RefSeq and is a predicted model, not a curated record. Bases 1 to 3342 code for a protein of 1113 amino acids. Gene Ontology annotation, molecular function: Hsp70 protein binding.
AUGUUAAAAAAGAGAGAAAAAAAAACUGGUGGUGGUAUAGUGGAGACAAUGGAUUCUAGUAAUUCAAAUCAGAAGAUAUGUGCUAUGAUACCGGCACAAAUGAACCCUCUGCAGAAUGAUUUUGAUAACGAUAUCGAUUUCCAUCAAGAUAGCUUCACUUUGGCUCAGCCGACGUCAGAAUCAGAUGAAACAUCGGAUGAAGAUUUCUCUGAUAUUGUAUUAGCUCCAAUCAUAGAUCAAUUGAAACGUCUACUAGAACAAUAUUCAGAUGGACAGAUUAUUAAGGAACUGAUACAAAAUGCUGAAGAUGGUGGAGCUACAGAAGUUAAGUUUCUAUACACUGGUAAAAAACAAGAAGAAAUUAAAUAUUCUAAAAAGACAUGGAAAGAAACACCAAUUAAAAUUGCGAUGCAGGCACCUGCUCUAUGUGUAUACAACAAUGGCAUAUUUACUGAUAAAGAUUGGAAAGGUAUUGCUGCCAUACAGUGUAGUCAAAAAGAAAAGGAACCUUUGAAAGUUGGUAGAUUUGGAUUAGGAUUUAAAUCUGUUUUCCACUUAACAGAUUUUCCAUUGAUACUAAGUGGGGACAAGGUAAUGGUGAUGAACCCAUUAGCCAGUGUAUCAAAGGUAGUAUUUAGUAAGAAGCUUUGCAAGAUCGACAAAGAUUCUCAGAGGACAAUAUUAAAGUUGAUAGGCGAUAAGUUUGGAUUUUCAAGGCUCUGUUUCAAAGAUGGAUACCAGGGUACAUUGUUUUGGUUCCCAUUGCGAACAGAACCUUCGAAACUGUCCCGUGAUACGUAUACAUAUGAGAAAAUUCAAGACAUAUUUCAUGGAUUUAAAGAUUUGGCACCAUCUAUUCUAUUGUUUUUAAAGAAAAUUGAAUUUAUAGAAGUGUUUGAAGAAUCAGAGAAUGAUUUGAUUUAUCGAGUACAGAUAUCUGCCAAGAAAGAAGAGGACAUUCAUCAUAUUCGUGAGCAGAGAGGAGAUUUUUUACACCAAGUUGUAGAAUUGAAUGGGAAAUUGGCUAAUGAAUAUCUUUUCCAUUAUAUGAAACUUUCUAUUAAAUGUGAAGGGAAGAAAUGGUUAUCAGAAGAAACAAAUACAAAAGAUUGGAUUGUGGUAAAUCAUUAUCAUGGAGGAUCUGUAAGUGAUGGUCUACAGAGAUUAAUAGAUGAUGAAGAAUGGUCUUAUAGUCCAUAUGUCAGUGUAGCAGGAUGCUUAUCAAAUUGUGAUGAACAGUUUAAAGGACACAUAUAUUGCUUUUUACCACUACCGUUAGAACGCACUAGCCCUACUGGCUUGCCAGUUCAUAUCAAUGGGUUCUUUGCUUUGAGCCAAGAUCGUCAUCAUAUUAAAUGGAUGUCAUCAGAAGAGGAAAAUCGGACUGGUCACUCAGAAAAUGCUGUAGAAUGGAACAAAAUUUUGGCUACGGAAAUCUUGCCCAUGGUAUAUUCAGAAUUGCUAACAUAUUUGACUAAAGCUGGUAUUGACACGAAUACAAUAUAUAAAUUGUUUCCUAAACCCGAAUUGAUUACUGAAAACUGGAAGAUAUUUAUCAAACCACUUUUUAAACAACUCUACGAGAAAAACAUCAUCUUUACCAAGGCUUCUGGUGGAAAAUGGAUUAAACCUAAAGAAGCUACUGUGUUGGUAAAGGAAGAAUAUCCAGAUACUACUUUAAAGGUUAUAGAAGAUGUAUAUUUAUUAAAGAAAACGAAUGUAGCUUGUCUUCCAGAUGUUUUUGUGGAAUCUUUAAAGUCACAUGGCCGGAUUGAAGUAUCUGAUUCGUCAUGUUUACAUUCUUUUUUGAUUAAUCAUGAUGAUAUAUUUGAAUUGAUGGACAUCAAUCAGAAGAUGAAACUACUAGAAUAUUUCAUAUCUAAUGAUAUCGAAAAACUGCAAGAUCUGAAGAUAUUGCCAUUAGCUAAUGGUGAAUUUAAUAUAUUUGAUGCUGAAGAAGAGACUGUAUUCUUGUGUGAAGCAGAGAGUUUGAAAUUAUUCCCGGGAAUGGAAUCAAGGUUUCUGCUAGAUAUAUCUCAAAAACUGAUAGAUCGGUUCCAAGUUAAACAACUAAUGUCUGAGCAUAUUCCAGAAUUACUCCAAGAAUGUAUAGAGAUUAACAGUUUCAGGCAUAAAGAGAUCACACCACAAAUUACUGAUUGGUUGAAUGUCGUAUGGAAAUAUAUACACAAAAAUGAGGAUGUUUUCCAGUUAUCAUGGAUUUCACAUUUACAUUUACUACCAUUUCAUAAAGAAAACAAACUCAUCCAAGUUGAUUCAGUGUCUAUUUUGAGUUCAAGAAAAAACAUGGACACUUUAGAUCCACAGUUAUCGAAUUCUCUUGAAAACCUUGGUGUAAAGAUUAUCACCUCACUCUCUAAUACAAUAUCAGCACUAGUGGAGGGUAAAUUUGUACAGUAUCCUACAACUGAAGAAUCAGAUGAAACAUCGGAUGAAGAUUUCUGUGAAAUUGAAUUGCCACCAAUCAUAGAUCAAUUGAAACGUCUACUAGAACAAUAUUCAGAUGGACAGAUUAUUAAGGCACCUGCUCUAUGUGUAUACAACAAUGGUAUAUUUACUGAUAAAGAUUGGAGAGGUAUUGCUGCCAUACAGUGUAGUCAAAAAGAAAAAGAACCCUUGAAAGUUGGUAGAUUUGGAUUAGGAUUUAAGUCUGUUUUCCACUUAACAGAUUUUCCAUUGAUAAUAAGUGGAGACAAGGUAAUGGUGAUGAACCCAUUAGCCAGUGUAUCAAAGGUGGUAUUUAAAAGAAAGCUUUGCAAGAUCGACAGCGAUUCCCAGGAGGCAAUGCUAAAAUUGAUAGGCGAUAAGUUUGGAUUUUCAAAGCUCUGUUUCAAAGACGGAUACCAGGGUACAUUGUUUUGGUUCCCAUUGCGAACAGAACCUUCGAAACUGUCCCGUGAUACUUAUACAUAUGAGAAAAUUCAAGACAUAUUUCGUGGAUUUAAAGAUUUGGCACCAUCUAUUCUAUUGUUUUUAAAGAAAAUUGAAUUUAUAGAAGUGUUUGAAGAAUCAGAGAAUGAUUUGAUUUAUCGAGUACAGAUAUCUGUCGAGGAAGGUGAGGACCUUCGUCAUAUUCAUGAUCAGAAAGGAAAUUUUUUACACCAAGUUGAAGAAUUGAAUGGGAAAUUAGCUAAUGAAUAUCUUUUCCAUUAUAUGAAACUUUCUAUUAAAUGUGAAGGGAAGAAAUGGUUAUCAGAAGAAACAAAUACAAAAGAUUGGAUUGUGGUAAAUCAUUAUCAUGGAGGAUCUGUAAGUAAUGGUCUACAGAGAUUAAUAGAUGAUGAAGAAUGGUCUUAUAGUCCAUAUGUCAGUGUAGCAUGA